GUUCCCCUCCCGGUCUGUAGGGGGCGCUGUAGUAUUGGACGUUUUGUCUAAACUGUCAGCCAUCUGCCGCAGUCAGUUAGAUCCAAAGGGAAUGGAAAAUGGAGGACUGAAUGAAGAAAAAUGAGGGCACAGCAUUUGUAAAAUGUAGGCUUUGGAGAAGAGGAUUGUAAGCAUGAAACAGAGUUCAAAACUGAGCCAAAAUGUGGCCACACAUUUUCUAGAGUAGCCAGAUACGUCUUUGAAGACCAAAAGUACUGUAAAGAAAACGUUGGGUUUUCAUCAGUCAACUGUUGCCACAAGAAAUGCCAGGCGAGACUGUGACUGAUAGCCCUGACACCCGCUGUCCAGUACGGCGAAGUGGCAGACAGCCGAAGCGUACUGACAAGCUUGAGGAAUUUCUCUCAACUGCCAAAAGAGGAUCAAGAAAGAGCGCUCCCCCAAGUGGGGAAACUGGAGAUCCUCCCUCUCAAACUCCAACUGAUGCAGAGACUGCUUCAGAAGCAAGCUUUGAUGGCAGCGUUGAAUUCAAGGCUGCAGAGGACAAAACAGAUUCUCCAGAGAGGAAGACGAGAAGUGCUACAAAGAAACAGGCUCAAAAGAAACCGCAGAGAGGAAUGCAGACCCGACGGAGUGGCAGAGCCGCAGUCAAGGAUGAGGGAAGCUCUGAGAACGAGGAGGAGAAUAAAGAUGAAAUCAAGAAGGAUCCAGAUCAGGGUGAAGGAAACGAAGACAAAAAAAGUGACCCUGAUGUUGUAGAGAGCAACAAUGCAACACAGCCUCAGCAUGAGCAUGACUCUAAGAAUGAGGAGAAGCCUGAGUCUGAAGUGACAAAUGAAAAAAUUGAAGACUCUGAGGACAAACCUGCACUUUUAACAGAAAGAAGUGGACCAUUAAGAACGUAUGUCAAUAAAAAGAGGGCUGCAAAAAAGAACAGUCCACCUGCCAGAGUUGUUGUGAACAAAAACACUGCACCCAUUAAACCCCAAAUUACUGUUAAGACGAGCAAGCCCCAAAUGGAAGAGGAUGAAGAUGAUGAAGAUGAUGAUGACUCAUCGUCAUCUUCGUCACUAGAGGAAUCGGAUGAAGGAGGCUAUGACCCCAAUGCAUUGUACUGCAUCUGCCGUCAGAAACACAACAAACGAUUUAUGAUUUGUUGUGACCGCUGCGAGGAAUGGUUCCACGGGGACUGUGUCGGAAUCACAGAGGUCCGUGGACGCCUGUUGGAAAGAAACGGUGAAGAUUACAUCUGUCCCAACUGCACUGCAAAGAAAAACCAGCUGGUCCGACCUGCCACAUCCAUCCUGUCCACCAGUGCGGAUGCAGCCAAGUCCAGAGCAGACACCGUCUCUGCAGCUGGCUCUUCUGCCGCUGCUCCCUCCUCUGCUUCUUCUGAAAAAGCUGCUAUCAGUGGUGCAAACAUUCAGACUGCAGCUCUGCCAUCCUCCACAGCAAGUGGGGCAGAGGAGAAAGCAUCAGAGGACCUGGGCAUCAAAGGGAGGAUAGAGAAGGCUACAAAUCCAACUGGAAAAAAGAAGAUAAAGAUUUUUCAGCCGGCGGUUCAGCUGGCAGUUCAACCGAAGGCAGAGCAGAAGGCUUCACCCGCUGCAGAAACCAAGGCUUCCUCAUCGGUUGAACAGAAAGCAUCACCAGACUCAGAGCAGAAGGUCGCCUCGGUGGUGGAGGUGGAGGUGAAGACAUCACCAGAAGUGGAGGUGGCAGAGGACAAGUCCGGGCAGAAGGCUGAGGUGGACACUUCAUCUCCAAAGUGUAUUGGACCUGGUUGUGCUAAAAAUGCUCAGCCAGAUUCUGUGUACUGCGGCCACGACUGCAUCCUGCGACAUGCCGCCGCUGCCAUGAAGUCCAUCAGUGAUGUCAAAGAGCCCAAGGAUAAGGCUCCCAUAACCAAGUCCACAGCAAAGGUGAGCAGUGCCGCUGGAAGGAGGACGCGGAGGAAGACGCAGGAGGAGUCGGACAGCGAGGAGUCCAACAGUCCCGACCCGGAUGAAGAUGAUGAGGACGAGCACGCGGAGGAGCACCCGCCGUCUCCGGCCACAGCUUCCUGGUCCAGCGAUCAUAAUUACAUUGCCGUAACACCAGAAAAGACUACACCCAUAUCACCAACAGUGUUAAACAAAAAGUCUCCUCCCAAAGAAGAGAAGCAGGCUGUGAAGGAAGCGGCUCCAUCUUCUGAGAAGUCCAGCACCGGAUCAACCACGCAAAGCAAAUCCAAAGCAAAAAACAAGUCGCCAACAAGCAAAGCUGCAAAAGUUUCCCCCAAAGGGAAGAAACCUUCAAAUCCACCUGCGGACUCGAAGACAUCUAAGAAACCGGCAGCACCCCCGACCAAAACCCCAACGCAGUCCAAGAAAUCCAGCUCAUCGCCCACCCCCACUCCCUCCCCGUUUCCUCAAGGCCCGAUCCAUGUCACCGGAGCACUCCGAGUCACCAAGACCAACUUCACCAUCCCCAAGAAGCAGCCCCAAAAGGAUUCCAGCUCCCAAAGUCCAACCCCUUCUUCUUCUUCUUCAAGAACUCCGUCAGCUUCUUCCACUCCGCCCAUCCAGUCGUCGUCUUCCAGGUCUGCACAUCCACCUGCCCCGGUAUCCCCCAUGAGACCUCCACCCAACACCCAGAUGAGACAGAACAUCCGCCGCUCUCUGACAGACAUCCUCUUCAAGAGAGUGAGUAACAGCGAUGAUCUGAAAAUGACCGAGAGCGAGGUGGGAAGGCUGGCGUUUGCCAUCGAGAAGGAGAUGUUUAACCUGUGUCUCAGCACCGACAGCAAGUACAAGAACAAGUACAGAACCCUGAUGUUACACCUGAAGGAUCCAAAAAACAAAGGCUUGUUCUACAGGGUGAUAGGGGGUGAGGUCACGCCCUUCAGGCUGGUGCGACUCAGCGCCGAGGAGCUGGUUUCCAGAGAAAUGUCGGAGUGGAGGAGGCGGGACGCUCCUGAGUCCCAGUCCCACAGUGCGAGGGCUCAGUCAGGACAGACCCGACAGGGAAACAGGCACGAUCCUGGCUCCCACAGCACAGAUAUGGAGGAUGCUCCACCAACAUCGGAUGCAGAUGUAUGUAUUUCUGCCAACACCUCAGCUUCUCGCAUGGGUUCUGCUGCAGAACAAGAGGAGUCUGCCUCAACUCCUGCUCAGUCUUCUGCCGUCGACGGCAGCGGCGACAAUGUGGCGGAUGUUUUCAGCAGCAUGCUCAAAGACACCACAUCUGAACACAGGACUCACCUGUUUGACCUCAACUGUAAAAUAUGCACAGGUAUGAAAGCAGAGGAGGAACCUGCUGCUAAAAAAGCCAAACUCACCAAGAAGCCGGACACUAAGCCCUCCUGGCCAGAGUCACUUCCUUCCCGGCCAGCCGACGCCUCUCCCAUCACUCAAACACAAAGCUCCCCUGCAUAUCAGCAGCACCAGGGUUCUUCUACUUUUCCAUCCCAUCCGUCCAUCCUGGAACCAGCUGUUUCAGAACCACAACCGUCAGUCUACCAGGAGGAUCUCAGCUUGAUGGCCCCUCCAGUUCAGGCCCCUCCCACUGUGGCCCCCGCUGUGUCCUCCGUUAGCAUCAGUCGCAGGGACCCCCGUGUAGCCAGACACGCCUCUGUGGUAAAUCUUCCCCAAGCUGCCCCAGAAAAGCCCAACAUCAUUGUAGUGGAGCCUCUUCCAGCUCCUGUGGCUGCUCUGAUGGAGGCCGGAGUGAAAUCACUGCUGCCCAUGCCUCCAGCUCCACUGGCUCCGCCCGCUCCACCCGCUUUACUGACUGUGCCCAAGCCUUCAAAAACAAGUACUACUGAGCCCCCACCAGAAGGAGAAACUGCCAUCUUCCUCCACGGACAAGAAAAGCUGUGGAAAGGUUUUAUCAACAUGCAGUCAGUAGCCAAGUUUGUGACCAAGGCGUUCCUGGUAUCUGGAUCUUGUGAACACCUGAAAGAGGAUUUGCCAGACACCAUUCAUGUUGGAGGCCGGAUACCCCCCGGGACUGUGUGGGACUACGUUGGGAAGUUGAAAACCUCCCUCUCCAAGGAGCUGUGUCUGAUACGCUUCCACCCAGCCACAGAGGAAGAGGAGGUGGCAUACGUCUCACUGUUCUCAUACUUCAGCAGCAGGAAAAGAUUUGGUGUCGUGGCGAACAACAGAGGCCGCAUCAAAGACCUGUAUCUCAUCCCGCUCGGCUCAAACGACCCGCUACCCUCCAAACUGUUACCGUUUGAUGGGCCAGGACUUGAACCUGCUCGUCCCAACCUCCUGCUGGGGCUGCUGAUCUGCCAGAAGGACAGAAAGCGAGCCGGUGCUCAGCUGGAGUCCGAAGAUAAACGGUCCAAGAUCCAAACCAAAGAGGUCGAUGAAACUGGCCUGCCAAAGCUGCCAGUCCCGCUCAGAGCUGACAGGAGCACACGACAGAGUCUGGAAGCUUCCUUUAGUACAACUCCUCCGGGGUCGCCUCCAUCGAACUCCUCUGAGGCCACCGGCGGCGCUGCGUCAGCAGUUCUUCCCUUCCAACUGCCUGUCAAAGCUCCAGCGCCUUCCGCUGUUGGUCCGGUUCCCUCAUCUAGCUCUGCUGGUACCUCCGCAGCCGUCACCAAUCCUCUCCAGACUCUCCUCAAUACGCUUUUCAGGAAGAAGAAACACGACUCGGAUGCCUCCAACUCUCCGUCGGAUCAAGCUGCUGAACUCCCCCCGAGUUCGACAAUGUCAGAUCCUAUUGUGCAGCAGUUUGCACAGAAACCCAAAGAAAAUCUGCAAGAAGUGGAUGAAGACGACCGCCCAUAUGACCCAGAGGAAGAGUACGACCCCAGUAUGGGCUACAAUUUACCAAAGAAGCCUGUUGAGUUAGUGAAACCUGAGGUUUCAAAGGAGCCUGAAAUUGUAGCAAGUGAAUCUGAUGAUGUGGCGUAUGACCCAGAAGACGACUCCAUUUUUGAUGAGGUGAAAACGUUGGUACCAGGUCAAGCUCAGACUGCUGUUCCCUGUGUAGCAGAUCCACAAAAGAUCAUUGAGAACCUUAAAAGGAUUGGAGAUCAAGCGUUGCUGAAGUCUGAACAAAAAGCAUCCAUCACUGCCCCCAGUGUUCCAGUGGCACUAGUUGCCUCACCUGUUGAAUCCAUUUUGGCCAGCAGUCAGCUGCUGCAGCUUGGCAAGAAGGUUGAAGAACUAGUGAAGUCUUCCUCUGUGGCCCCUUUGAUCAACCAGAAGAGAGACCCCAGGCAGAGCAGGGAUCCGCGCCACACUGCAGAUGACAAUGUUUUAGAUCAGUCUGAAGAAAAAGAGGACGAGGCUGUUCCGUUGACCGAAUCGAUUCCUCCUUCAGAGCCUGUGGAGCAGGAGUCGUCGCAGCAGUGCGCAGCUGAAGCAGCAGAUUCUUUACAAAGCCAGGAGGUGUCACUGCUGCAAGAAGAGAAAGGCGACCCGAUGCCAUUCACGCCAUCCAGCAAAGAGGAAGUGACCAUUCCUUUACUGGGUGAGAAGAUAGACCCUGAUGUAGAGGUCAGCUACAUAGGUGAUGAAGAAGUGAGAUCUGAGGAGGAGCACACAAGCAGUAUAGAAGCCGAGGUCGACAAGUACAGUCUUUGGCCCAACGCUGCCAGUAUUCUGAAAUCUGGGGAGGACGACCAAAACAGCCAAGACGCCAGCAGUUAUCACAACGAGUUUGCAGAAUCGUCUGUCGUCACCUCCACCAUCCCUGUUCUCACUCAGAGCACAUUAAUGGCUGACAGCCAUCCACGUCACACGACGCAUCGCAUGCCGAGCUACGACGACGACUACAGUCCUGGAGCGGACAUUCCCCCCCAGUCCAACUUCCCUGCUCCUCAUUCCAUGCAGGGGCAGAACCUGAUAAUGAGGCCUCCCCCUGUGUCUGUGAUGCCCUCCAUGCAGGCUCCGUCUCCAAUGCCAGGGCACCCCCCUAUACACGGGCCCCCCCUGCACCUUCACAACCCCCCACCUGUACGCAGUCUUUCCACGAUGCAAGGGGAAAGUCAACAGUACGGCCCACGCCCUGCUUCUUACCCCCCCUACCAGAACCAGUGGCCCGCACAGCUACCUCCUGGACUCCCCCCACAGAACAUCCAUCCCCCCAGAGGGCCACCCCCACCUUUCCCUGCAGCUACACAGAGAGGUCCCCUACCACAAAUGUUUGAACCCUCUGUCACCGCUCCACAUAUAGGACAACAGGGCCCCCUUCCAGGCUUGCACCCACGUCCUACAUUUGAGAGUCAGAGCAACAUACCUCCUUCAAGAUUCUCUGGUCCUCCACCUCCUUUCAACUUUCCUGUAAACAGAGCUCCUCCUCCACCUUUCCAAGUGCCGCCACCUGUUCACUUUGAAAACAGGCUCCCCCCUCCAAACCUCUUUCCGGCCUCCAGAGGCCCCCCACCCUCUCAGUAUGCUGACCAGCAGUAUAACAAAGAGCUGUCUAACAACUCAUUUGGUACCAAUGUGGACUCGAGUCCAAAUGCACUCCGUUCGUUUAGUGACACUCAGGGUCCCCGUUACAGAGGACCGCCACCCAACCACUUUGAGGAGAGAAGAGGCCCUCCUUUGAGCGCGGAUCCAGGUGGGCAACAUUUCCCUUCACAAAGCCUGUUUGGAAACUCCAGAUCUAUGUCACCACCACGUCUGGGGUCAUUUGAGGAGCACAGAGGGCCCCCCACCCGAGAGCCAAGGCCCCAUCUGUCCCAGUCUUUUGGUGGGUCCGAGCGAUACCAUUUCAAUUGGCAGGAAGAUGACCAUAGACCCAUUCGCCACGGCGCUCCACUGUUGCCUGCCCCAAUGGAUGGCCCUCUUGGUCCUUCAAUUCGCCAUGGAGCCCACAGCCCAGACCACCACAGGGAAGACCUUUGGGCUCGCCAUUCCCCUGAAAUGAGGAGGAGGAGCAGCACUGCCUUUGACGACUCGAAACCUCAGGGGGGUGAACGCUUUAGUCGCUUUGAUGGAGAACUUGGUCCUGGCUCUGAAGACAGACAGCGAGAGCUGUCUGAGGACCGACGGCGAGACAGAGAGAAAGAAGGUCUUCACAGCAGUCGGUUGCCAUGGGACCGGGGACAGGAAACGCGCUGGAGUCGAGAGGGAGAAUGGGAUAGAGGAAGAGAAAGAGACCGGGACCAUGAACGCGGCCGAGAAAGAGACCGUAGCAGAGGGAGAGACGAAGAGGAAGAACGGCACAAGGAUCAGGACUCAGAAAAGAGGAGAGACCGAGAAAGAGAGAGAGAGAGAGCUCGGGACUCAGACCGGAGAGACCCUGAUCGGAGAGACUCUGAACGGAGAGACCCUGAUCGGAGAGACCCUGAACGGAGAGACCCUGAUCGGAGAGACCCUGAACGGAGAGACCCUGAACGGAGAGACCCUGAUCGGAGAGACCCUGAUCGGAGAGACCCUGAACGGAGAGACCCUGAUCGGAGAGACCCUGAACGGAGAGACCCUGACCGGAAGGACCCUAAUCGGAAGGACCCUGAUCGGAGGGACCCUGAUCGGAGAGAUUCUGAUAGGAGAGACCCUGAACGGGAUAGGGCAAGAAAUCGAGACCUGGAACGAGAUAGAAGACGUGAGAGGUCAAGAAGUCGGGAUCGAGAUAGAGACCGGGAUCGUGGGAGAGACCGUGGAAAGGACAGAGACCGGGACAGAGAUAGAGAGCGAGACAGGGACAAAGACAGGGAUCGGGACAAGGAGAAGGACAAGGACAAAGACAGAGACCAGGACAAGGAGAAAGACAAAGAUAGACAACGAGAGAAAGACAGGGACCGGGAUAAGGACCGAGACAAGGACAGAGACCGGGACAAAGACAGAGAUAGAGACCGAGAUCGAGACAGGGAUAAGGAUAAAGACAAGGACAGAGACAGAGACAAGGACAGAGAUCGAGACAGGGAUAGGGACAGAACACGAGACCGAGACAGACAUGAGGGCAGCAGAAGCAGAGAUAAGAAGGAAGAGAAAAAGGACAAUAAAGGUCCAAAGGAAAGAACAAAACCUGCAGAAAAUGAAAAGAACACUUCUUAGUCUUUGUGUAUUUGACAUUUAGUCCCUGUCUUCACUCAACUGUAACCAGUCAAACAAAUCUGUAGAUGUAGAUAAGCGGUGUGUCUUUACAUUUCCAUAGACAUGUUCUGUUAGCUAAGAAAAAGACUAUUUGUAUUCUUCGUCACUUGAAGUUUCUACAUUAGUUUUAUCUUGAAAAACAAAAAAGAGCAACCUUAAGUUACUUUUCUGCAGGAUUGCAGAGUAGGUCGAGUCCCAUCACAUGUACCUUUUUCUUGAUUCUUUUUUCUUUUUUUUAAUACAAUGGUAAUGUAACUGAUUAACACACCACCUACAAAAUGUAAAUAUGAACAUAUUUGUGUAUAUACUGAUGUUUUUAAAUCAUACUUUUCUAAGUUGACAAAAUAAAAGCCAUAUAUAGAAAACGGAUCAUUUGAAGGCCACACUGUUGAGUCUGUGUUCUAUAGCUUUGUACUCAAAAGCUUUUACUGUCUAUAGUGUACACAGACCUGAAAUAUUAGAUGUCGAUGAAAAUGUGCAGAUUUUCUUUCAGCUCAUCCAAUUAAACAGUUUGGAAAAAAUUGUGUUUUUGUUGCGCUUUUAUUUUGCCUUCUCAUUUAGUCAGCACUAGAAGUUGAUCAAGUUUGAUAAAAAAAAAAAAAAAAA
This is a messenger RNA of Oryzias melastigma (Indian medaka), 8645 nucleotides long. RefSeq names its product death inducer-obliterator 1 (gene dido1). Bases 303 to 8000 code for a protein of 2565 amino acids. Gene Ontology annotation, biological process: DNA-templated transcription; apoptotic signaling pathway. The transcript has 15 exons. NCBI's taxonomy places the organism in Eukaryota, Metazoa, Chordata, Actinopteri, Beloniformes, Adrianichthyidae. The record is from RefSeq and is a predicted model, not a curated record. Gene Ontology annotation, cellular component: nucleus.